Penicillium crustosum is the source of this 1479-nucleotide messenger RNA. Its product is annotated as Beta-lactamase-like protein. The record is from RefSeq and is a predicted model, not a curated record. NCBI's taxonomy places the organism in Eukaryota, Fungi, Ascomycota, Eurotiomycetes, Eurotiales, Aspergillaceae. The coding region runs from base 1 to 1479 and encodes 492 amino acids. The transcript is spliced from 4 exons.
AUGCGAUUUGCAUCCAUCCUUACAAGUGGUUUGACCUCAUUGAGCGGUGCAAUAUUGGCCGAGGCUUCUGGUGGAGACAGUUUUCUCGGCCCAGUCUUUACUGCUCCUGUGAACAUCUCAAAGAGUCCUUCUCUGUCUUCCUCUUUGGGCCAGAUGGCCCAAGAUAUCACAACAGCUUUGAAUGCAGCAUUUGGGCAGGAGACUGAAAAUUCCGUCGCCAUCUGCGGAUUUUCUAUUCAUGACUUUGGAGAAUCUCCUUUGUUCGAUUACUAUCACACAGGGAAUGAUCUAUCGCCGAACGGAACAGGUAACGUGGGUCCGGACACUGUCUUCAGGAUUGGUAGCAUCUCAAAGCUUUUUACCGUGUAUCAGCUGCUUCUACAAGGAGGCCACAACCUUUUGAAUGAACCCAUCUGGAGAUAUCUAGAUGGCCUACCCGCUAAUGACGAUUAUAAUGCCAACCCAACUGUGAAAUGGGAUGAAAUAACCGUUGGAGCUCUUGCCGGUCAAAUGGGAGGAAUUCUACGUGACUAUAAUCAUGCGGACCUAGCUGGUUUGAAUCUUCCGUUUCAAGAACUGGGCCUGCCUAAGCUCUCAGACGAAGAUAUUCCCCAUUGUGAUGGGAGCUUGUCCCAGCCGUUGUGCUCAAGGAAUGGAGAAGGUCUGUGGGAUUUAGAACUUGGGGAUGAUAUGCCUGCAGGUGGAAUAUAUUCCAGUGCACGGGAUCUUGCUGUGUUUGGCAAAGCAAUAUUACAAAGCACGCAACUUCCUCCAGUGGUUACGCGCAGGUGGCUAAAGCCGAUUACCCAUACAUCGUCUUUAUACUCCUCAGUUGGCCAACCCUGGGAGAUCUAUCGACAGGCAGACCGCGACCAUGUGGUUGACUAUUACACAAAAGGGGGCAGCAUCGGAUCAUACGAAAGCUUGAUAGUUCUUAUACCAGAUUACGGUAUUUCUUUCUCCGUUCUAACUGUGGGCAAAGACAGUCACCUGGGUUUGAAAUUAGCAGAUGUUAUUAAAGAUACGGUUUUGGCAGGCGUCGCUACUGCCGCAAGAGAACAGUCAGCCCAACAGUUUGCUGGCCGAUACGAAAUCACCGAUCAACCUGGCAAUCUUCUGAUCAUUGCGGUUGAUGAAAAGCCAGGGUUGGUGAUUCGGGAGUGGAAAAGCAAUUCUAUCGACUUCCUACAAGUGGCCCAGGAUUAUGCCGCAAGCACAGGAAGUGGGCUGCAAUCAGUCCGUCUCUAUCCGACGGGUAUUUCCAAUUGUGAUCAAGUCAUUUUUCGCGCAGUAUACAAUACUACUUCUGGGACAAGUCAAUCAGGAUUGUUUGAACGCGGUUACCAGGCUUGGGAGGGUGUUGACCAACUUGUCUAUGGGCAACGGCCGUUGGAUGAGUUCGUUUUUGAAAUGGAGGACCACCUGGCGACAAAAGUCGAAUGCAAAGGUCUUCUUCGAACACUUGAGAGAGUUGGUUGA